Striga hermonthica is the source of this 1215-nucleotide messenger RNA. NCBI's taxonomy places the organism in Eukaryota, Viridiplantae, Streptophyta, Magnoliopsida, Lamiales, Orobanchaceae. The record is from the annotation of a GenBank genome assembly.
AUGGCCAUUUCUGGCGAGUUUUUUCUGUUCGGCUUCGCCUUCACCCUCGCCUUGAUUUCUUUCUCCAUUUGUAAAAUAAAAAAACCAAAUAAAAAACCGACCUCGUCGGUUCUUCCCACCAACUGGCCGGUGGUCGGCAUGCUCCCCGCACUCCUCCGCAACAGCCACCGCAUCCACGCCUACGUCACCGACGUCCUCUCCGAAUCCGGCGGAACCUUCGAGAUCAAGUUCCCCCGCUUCCUCUCCCCGGACAUGCUCGCCACCUGCGACCCCGCCAACAUCCACCACAUCUUCAGCCGCAACUUCUCCAACUACCCCAAAGGCCCCGAAUUCCGCAAGAUCUUCGAAAUCCUCGGCGACGGCAUUUUCAACGCCGAUUUCGAGCUCUGGGAGCUCCACCGCAAGACGACCCUGUCCUUCUUCACGCACCCCAGUUUCCACGGCCUCCUCGAAAAAUCCGUCUGGGAAAAUGUCGAAAACGCCCUUUUACCCGUCCUCGACUCUUUCGCCGCUCGGGCCGCGAGUUUCGACCUGCAGGACGUUUUCCAGAGGUUCACUUUCGACAGCAUAUGUAAAAUCGUGCUCGACCACGACCCGCGCAGCCUCCUGAUGUUCGCCGGCCGGGACACGACGAGCACGUGCCUCACGUGGCUCUUCUGGCUCGUAAGCCGAAACCCGUCGGUCGAGGCCAGGAUCUUGGAGGAAAUCGAGCAGGGAGGCUGCAGUUCGAGACGUUUCGGAGCAGAGGAGUCGAAGAAGCUGGUGUAUCUUCACGGAGCUCUGUGCGAGUCGCUGAGGUUGUUCCCUCCGGUUGCUCUGGAGCACAAGGCUCCGGCCGGGCCGGAUUUUCUCCCGAGCGGUCAUUAUGUGGAGACAAAUACGAAGGUGAUUAUUUCGUUUUACUCGACGGGGAGGAUGAAGGGCGUGUGGGGUGAGGAUUUCAUGGAGUUUAAGCCGGAGAGGUGGGUUUCGGGGAAGGGAGGUGUGAAUCACGUGCCGUCGUAUAGGUUCCCGGCGUUCAAUGCGGGGCCAAGGACGUGUUUGGGUAAGGAGAUGGCGUUUGUUCAGAUGAAGAUGGUGGCGGCCGCCAUACUGUGGCGUUACAAGGUGCGGGUGGUGGAGGGGCACGCGGUGGUACCACGUGACUCGAUUAUACUGCAGGCGAGGGACGGGUUGAGGGUCCAGCUGUCGAGGAGGAGGAGGAUUAAUGUGUGA